Plasmodium gonderi is the source of this 822-nucleotide messenger RNA. RefSeq lists its product as hypothetical. The coding region runs from base 1 to 822 and encodes 273 amino acids. The record is from RefSeq and is a predicted model, not a curated record. Gene Ontology annotation, cellular component: site of double-strand break; chromosome, telomeric region; DNA replication factor A complex. The transcript has a single exon. Gene Ontology annotation, biological process: double-strand break repair via homologous recombination; DNA replication; nucleotide-excision repair. NCBI's taxonomy places the organism in Eukaryota, Apicomplexa, Aconoidasida, Haemosporida, Plasmodiidae. Gene Ontology annotation, molecular function: nucleic acid binding.
AUGGAUAUGAACUUUGGAUUUUGCAAUGACUCCUUUUUCGAACAAGGAAACAGAUCAACUGAUAAGGAAGAUAUAGAAGAAUUGAAAAAAAGCGAAUCAAACGAAAUAACAAAAAAAAAUAAUGAAUUUGGUGAAGAAAAAGAAUUACCGAAAGAAUUAUGUAUACCAGUUACAAUUAAAUUAUUAUUAAAUAAAAUGAUGAAUCAUGAAGAAUUUAAAAUCCAUGAUUUCCAAAUUAGUGGUAUUAUAGUAUUUGGAAAGGUAUGUAAUAUCAAAGAAUUGGCUAGUGCAAUAAUUUUUGAAAUAUGUGAUUAUACUGGAAACAUUGAAGCAAAAUAUAAUAAAGAUGCCAAAAAUGAAAAAGUUAAGGAGCACAUUGAAAAUAUAAAAAUAAAUGAUCACAUAAAAGUAGUAGGAGUUGUUUAUUCCCCUGAAAGUAAAACAGAACAAGUGCAAAUAAGUAUUUCUUACAUUAACAAGGUAGAUGACUGGGUAUCUUAUUUUUCAUAUUUCACUUCAGAUGUAAUAUAUUGUUAUUUAAAGCUAUUAAAAUUAAAAAAUAUUUAUGCUCCCAAUGGAAUUAAUAAUGAAGAUAAGCCUUGGUCACACAUAACCCUAGACACAUAUUAUAAUCAAUUAGAUGAUAUUGACACGGAUAUUAUAAAAUAUCUCCACACGACAGCUGAGAAAUAUGCAAAUCAGCAGGAUAUCUUUGAACACUUAAAAAAAUAUCAUUCAGAAAUGAAUAUAAAAAAAUCCUUAACUAAGCUUAUCGAGCAAUACGACUUGGCCCAGUAUGAAGACAUCAUAAGUAUACCCUAA